Erigeron canadensis is the source of this 543-nucleotide messenger RNA. RefSeq names its product ubiquitin-conjugating enzyme E2 27-like. The transcript is spliced from 4 exons. Lineage: Eukaryota; Viridiplantae; Streptophyta; Magnoliopsida; Asterales; Asteraceae. The coding region runs from base 1 to 543 and encodes 180 amino acids. The record is from RefSeq and is a predicted model, not a curated record.
AUGGUUCAAGAAUUGAGAAUCCAAAGAGAAUUGCAAAACGUUGUGUCCGAUGAAAGCUUGGUAGGCAUAACCUUACAGAGAGAGGAAAAUGAUAUUCACCACCUCACGGCCACCAUCAUUGGCCCCGAAUCCACCCCUUAUGAGGGCGGGCUCUUUAGACUCGACAUUAAUUUACCUGUUAACUAUCCGUUUGCACCUCCUGUGGUCAGAUUCGUCACAAAAACUUGGCAUCCUAACAUAAGUAACCAGAAUGGAGACGUAUCUAUGAAUACUUUAAAGGGCGAUUGGAGUCCAGGGAUGAACCUCAAAACGGUUCUGAUUUCAAUCCAAGCUCUACUCUCUAGCCCGGAGCUUAGUGAGGCACAGAACGCUGAGGUGGCUUUGCAGUAUCUUAGAAAUCAUUCUACAUUCAUCCGUAAUGCUUGGCGUUGGACUCAGAUUUACGCAACCAACAUUAUGCCUCCUCCUCAUCUAACAAACAGGACUGCAGCAGGGAGAAGAAUGUCAAGAAAACCGGCACGUUUUGAUGACUUUUUGUUAUAA